AUGGCUAAACAUUUGCCCACAGAAACAAUCCGGUCAGCUGAUAAUAAUAAAAUACAUUAUUGUAAAGUCUGUAAUCGGUCGUUUUCACGAAGUGACAUGCUGACCAGACACAUGCGUCUUCACACUGGAUUAAAGCCUUAUGAAUGUGGAGAUUGUGGUCAGGUAUUCAGUCGCAGUGAUCAUCUAAACACUCAUAAACGAACUCAUACAGGAGAGAAACCUUACCGGUGCCCACAAUGUCCGUAUGCUGCAUGCCGUCGCGACAUGAUAACACGUCAUAUGCGGACGCAC
This is a messenger RNA of Lottia gigantea (owl limpet), 291 nucleotides long. RefSeq lists its product as hypothetical. NCBI's taxonomy places the organism in Eukaryota, Metazoa, Mollusca, Gastropoda, Lottiidae. The transcript has a single exon. Gene Ontology annotation, molecular function: RNA polymerase II cis-regulatory region sequence-specific DNA binding; DNA-binding transcription factor activity, RNA polymerase II-specific. The annotation marks the transcript as partial. Gene Ontology annotation, biological process: regulation of transcription by RNA polymerase II. The record is from RefSeq and is a predicted model, not a curated record.